CUUUCCCUUCCGCCGCUCGUCUCAACCGCCAACCACCCCCCUUUCUCUCCGCCAUGGCCGGCGACGCCGAGGUAAUGGGAAGGACCGGAAAGCAUCCUGAUCCUUCGCUUUCUCAUCCUUCACUUCAUCGCUCAGAAUGGCGGCGCUCAAGAGGGCGUACGCGGACGUCAUCCUGAACACGGCGAAGGAGUCGGCCGUCAGGAUUUUGGCGGCGGAGCGCCGGACGCUACAGUGGAAGCAGAGCUCGUCGCUCGUCAAGGAAGAUUCUGUUGCCCUAAUUCUUCGACUCAAGGCUCUCAUGGACUCUAGGAUUAAAGAGACAGAAUCAGUAAACUUAUCACAAGCAACAAGAAUUCGAGAGCUUGAAGUUCAGCUCCGUGAGGCGAACCAUACAAUUCAUCGUCUAAAUUCUAAACUGCAGAAAGUUAGUUCUGAACUGGAGAAUCAGAAGAGUGAUAAAAGUGAGUCUCUACAAGGUAAAGACACAGAUGAUCACAUCAUUUCGCAGACAAAUAACCCUGAUGAAGCUGCAUCGAGUCAGGAAACUGUACCUCAUAGCACCUAUGCUAAAUAUUCAAACCAAAAGGAGCCUACAAAACAUUCAACUACAUCUGAUGAUUCUACUGGCACUCCUGAUUUAGUGUCCUUGAUAUUGAGAAACAAGGAACCAGAGCCUUUUAGGAACGGUUGUACUCAGCGGAUACGUGCAUUGGAGCGAAAUGUAUUGACUGAUAGAGAUCUUCCUGCUGAAAGACAUGCUCUGACCUCUAAUGUAAAGCAAGAAGCUGCAAUAUGUGAGAAUGAACUAGAUGAAAAAUACUGGCUUGGAGACCCAAUCCUGGCAGCCGAAAUGCUAAUAGAGGUUGCAAAAUCACUUGAUUCAGAAGAAGCACAACAAGCAAACAAAUCUGAAAUCAACCAGGAAGGUAAGUUUUCCAGUUGGCGUUCUCCAUCAGAAGAAGCACAACAAGGAAACAAAUCCGAAAUCAACCAGAAAGGUAAGUUUUCCAGUUGGCGUUCUCCAAGAAGAAGAAGAGCUAGAAAGCUCCUCACAAAAAGCUGCAGUACUUCUCAUGAAACUGAAGAUCAUGAACAACCAGACAUUAGUAAUACUAAAAUUGCUGGAAAAACUGGCAUGCCCAUGACUUAUGAAAGGCAGGGGCAAAGAAAUGCAGAUACUACAUGUUCAGAUGAGGCUUCUGUCGAAAAUAAAAUAACUUCUGUAGACAGAAAUAUGAAGUUGAAUGAGUUCCCCGAUCAUGUAAUCCCUGCAAUUUUGAACACCGGCAGAAUAAUGACCAGGCGAAGUAUGAAACUGCAUAAUGUCAACAGUUCAAAUGCUGGUCAAGUAAGCAUUGAAAACGAUCAAGUUGCACUAACCACACAUGACUGUGAAGAAGGCUAUCCUUUAGAUGGAGCCAUUAAGGAGGAUGCCAUUGAGUGCGAAACAAUGUUGAAGACACCAGAUCAUACAGUAACUGGGUAUUCAGAUACUUUAGUAUUAAAAGGAAACGAUCAAAAGAUUGAUACUCCCUCCACUGAUUUUUGUUCUAAAGAUGAAGAACCUUGCAAAUCAAGUAGGCUACCUGCUGAAGUUGGAAAUGACAGAAUUGUAAAAUAUACUUUUAAGAGGACCAGAAAGAGGGGAUCUCCAGAUAACAAGAACAAAGAUGUUUAUUUAGAAGGAAAUAAGAAAUUGAGAAAAGCAGAUAAAGAAAGUGCCUUGCAUGAGAAACCAGACAGGAUAAUGGAGUCAACCAGAGACAGUAGGAGGCUAGCACAAGUUGCUCGUCAGUUAAUCUCCUUAUCAGAGAGGCGCUGGUGAUGAAGCCACGAGGAUACUCCAAUGAUCAAAUCAUCUGUGACAACAAAUCCUCAAGAACUAUUCUCCAUUCGGCUGAGUAUUGUCUUGUGCAUAUCCACUGUCAUUGUCUCGGCAUUGUUUAUACCAUGAAAUUGAGUUUUAAGAGGAGGAAACUAGGCGAGUGAACUGGGAUCAUAGAUUAAGAAUCAGAGGUGUAUUAGUUAUUUAUCUUAUUACUUAUGUUAUUUUUCAUCCUUGUUCCAUGUCAAUAAUGUGGAAACACACUUCUUAACACUAUUCUGACCAUUCAACUUUGUUAUAGUGUCUGUUGUUUUAUAUCUUCUGAUCAUUUUUAGUAAACAAGAGGGACGAAAUGAGAUUUAACUCUCUUGUA
Molecule: messenger RNA, 2198 nt
Organism: Zingiber officinale
Lineage: Eukaryota; Viridiplantae; Streptophyta; Magnoliopsida; Zingiberales; Zingiberaceae
Exons: 5
Coding region: 137-1825 (562 amino acids)
Source: RefSeq, a predicted model, not a curated record